This is a messenger RNA of Babjeviella inositovora NRRL Y-12698, 651 nucleotides long. RefSeq names its product mitochondrial 54S ribosomal protein uL22m. Gene Ontology annotation, molecular function: structural constituent of ribosome. The coding region runs from base 1 to 651 and encodes 216 amino acids. Lineage: Eukaryota; Fungi; Ascomycota; Pichiomycetes; Serinales. The record is from RefSeq and is a predicted model, not a curated record. The transcript has a single exon. Gene Ontology annotation, cellular component: mitochondrial large ribosomal subunit; ribosome. Gene Ontology annotation, biological process: ribosome assembly; translation.
AUGCAUUUAGACACAGCAGCCUUGGAAUUCAAGGCGCCGAAAGUGGUGAUCAACGCCGAAACCUACUUGACCCCAUUGAAGAAGCAGUUGUACGAGGAAAACGUCCGCAUCAACGGCUUCUUCAAGAACAACCAAACCGUCAAGUUGGGCGGCAAGAGCUACAAGUUGAAGUUGACCGCUGAGGAGAUCAACGCGGUCGAACCAUCCAUCUACCUCAAGUCCUUCCGUAUCAAGUCCACCUGGAAGAAGACCACGCUUGUCAACAGAAUGUUGGGCGGCUUGUCCCUCAAAGACGCCAUCACCCAGUGCCACUUCAACACCAAGCGUGUGUCUAAGCCGAUCGGUGACUUAUUGGAGACCGGUAUCACUCACGCUGCUAAGAUGAACUUGAACCCGGACGACUGCUACGUCGACCAGAUCUGGGUCGGUAGUGAUGGGAGCUGGCAGAAGAGGCUCGACCCGAAGGGGAGAGGAAGAAUGGGGAUCAUCAGACACAGAUACGUACACGUCAGAGCCAUCCUCAAAACCACACAGACGACUAAGAGAAUCGUGUGGGAAAACAGAGAGAAGGAGCUCAGAAAGAGACCGUGGUUCGGGUUGGACAACUCCACCAAGAUCAGAAAUAAGCCGAGCGGGUGGUUCAAGUGGUGA